Aspergillus fumigatus Af293 is the source of this 2307-nucleotide messenger RNA. Lineage: Eukaryota; Fungi; Ascomycota; Eurotiomycetes; Eurotiales; Aspergillaceae. The record is from RefSeq and is a predicted model, not a curated record.
AUGCUUUCACAAGCCGCUACCCGACUCUGCUGCAGAGUUCGGGGACCAGCAAUAAGAGCUCCUCGGGCAAUUCGAAGCUAUCACGAUGUCGCACAAAGCAAAUUCUUGAAAGUAUCAGAGGAAAUUCGUGAUGCGGUGGCCACAGGAAAGCCAGUAGUAGCACUGGAGUCUACAAUCUAUACCCACGGCUUUCCAUAUCCCGAGAAUGUCGCUCUCGCCUCUUUGCUUGAAUCUGUUGUUCGGGUCAAUGGUGGAAUUCCCGCCACAAUCGGCAUUCUCAAUGGGGUUGCUAGGGUUGGCCUCAGUGCUGAGGAGCUCACUGAGCUAGCAUCGACCGCGGAGAAAAAGGAUGCCUUGAAGGUUUCCCGUAGAGAUCUCGGUUAUAUAUGCGGCCUGGGAAUGGCUGGGAGACGACUCCAUGGAGGAACAACUGUUUCAGGAACAAUGGUGCUUGCUCACUUGGCUGGUAUUAAGGUGUUCGGGACAGGUGGUCUCGGUGGUGUCCACCGUGGAGGGGAGUCGUCCAUGGAUAUCUCUGCCGAUUUGACUGAGCUGGGACGGACACCUGUUGCUGUCGUCAGUUCCGGAUGCAAGAGCUUCCUGGAUAUCCCGCGGACACUUGAAUUUCUAGAAACCGAGGGAGUCUGUGUCGGGACAUUUGCCGAUGGCCGUGAAGGCUCAGUGGAUUUCCCUGCCUUUUUCUCGCGCGACAGUGGCAUCAAGAGCCCCAGAGUAAUCCGAGAUGAAGCGGAAGCAGCUGCGAUCAUAUACGCGCAGUCAAAGCUUCCUGUAAGCUCUGGUAUCCAUUUUGCCAAUCCAGUGCCAGCGGAACAGUCGAUCCCCAAAGGCGAAAUGGACAUAAUAAUAGAAGAGGCGAUCCGUUUGGCCGAAGUCGAGGGUCACCGAGGAAGCGACAACACGCCUUUCGUACUUGCAAAAAUAAAGGAACUUAGUGGCGGAAAGAGUGUGAUUGCCAACAGGGCGCUGGUCGAGGCCAACGUGAAGCGCGCAACCAAGGUGGCAGUUGAACUCUCCAAACUAGAACAGGCUGAUAGGGGGACUGGAGGCCGCAUUGAACAGCUGGGUAAGGCUGAUGUCCUUGUUGCUGGCUCUCUUGCGAUCGACCUGUCCUGCGAUUAUACCCCAUUUGCUAGCGAGAGUGACAAGAUCACACCCGUUCCUCAAACAUCGAACCCCGCGGUCAUCGGGCAGAGCCUGGGCGGAGUAGGCCACAACGUUGCCAUUGCGUCACAUUAUCUUGGAAGCUCUGUUCUGUUCUGCAGUGUAGUCGGGGAUGACUUGAGUGGCCGCGCUGCGCUCUCGACUCUCCAGGAAGAAGGACUCCCCACCGCCGGCGUACAGAUCCUGCCUGCGUCGUCCGGAGCGCGCACGGCACAAUAUGUCGCCAUCAACGACGCAAAGCGCGACCUCGUAGUGGCUAUGGCUGACAUGGGCAUCAUGGAGCUGCCGGAGCACGUGCUUGAUUUUGACGGGUUCUGGGAUCCCCUGAUCCGCCACACCCAGCCGCAGUGGGUGGUUGUGGAUGCGAAUUGGAGCCCAGCGGUUCUAGCCAGAUGGAUUGCCGUUGCUAAACAGCACGGUGCGCGGGUGGCCUUUGAGCCGGUCUCGACGGCCAAGUCUCGCCGUCUUUUCUCCAAGACCUCCGAGGCGGAUGCAGUAAUUCAACCGGCCAAGGCAGUCCCCAACAACGCCAUCAGUCUGGCCGCUCCCAACCAGUACGAGCUCUCAGCCAUGUACACGACAGCCCGCGAAUCAGGGCUCUUCGAGGAGUCCGAAGGCUGGUGGCGCAUCAUCGACGCCAUGGGCAUGUCCGCGACUGGCUCGCGAGAUCGUCUCGUUGCAAUGACCACGGCCGAGCUGGUGGACCAGGGAAUCCCACAGCAGAGCAUCCAACUAAUUCCCUUUAUUCCGUGCAUCAUCACGAAAUUGGGCGCUCAGGGGGUUCUGGUGACCCAACUGCUCCGUCCGGGAGAUGCUCGUCUCACAUCUCCUGAUUCGGCGCCUUACAUCCUCUCGCGCGCCUCGCCUACAGAUGAGCUAAUCGGGGGGGUGUAUAUGCGUCUUUUCCCGUCAGCCGGGGUCCUGGCGGAUCGGGAGAUUGUGAGCGUCAACGGUGCGGGGGACACGUUACUGGGCGCGGUUGUUGCGGGGCUUGCAAAAUGGUCAGGGAAAUCGGUCGAGGAGGUCAUUCCUCUGGCGCAGGAGGCUAGUCUGAGGACGUUGAAGAGUCCAGGUGGUGUGAGCAGGGAUCUUGUUACUCUGCGAUCAUUGAUGGCUGCCUUAUAA